Messenger RNA from Knipowitschia caucasica, 210 nucleotides. NCBI's taxonomy places the organism in Eukaryota, Metazoa, Chordata, Actinopteri, Gobiiformes, Gobiidae. The record is from the annotation of a GenBank genome assembly.
AUGGUAGUGGCAGUGCCCCUUCUGAACGUGAUGAGGAAGGUGAGAGGGAGAAGGAGGAGGAAGAGGAGGAAGGGUGGGGAGGGGGAGCGGAGGAGGAGGGAGAAGAUAAAGGAGGAGAAGCAGGAGGAGAAUGAGGAGAUGGAGAAGGGGAAGAAGGAGGAGUGGGAGGAGAAAGAGGAGGAUGGGGAGGAGGAGGAUCAUCUACAGUAG